Messenger RNA from Chenopodium quinoa (quinoa), 643 nucleotides. Its product is annotated as zinc finger BED domain-containing protein RICESLEEPER 2-like. Bases 27 to 635 code for a protein of 202 amino acids. The transcript is spliced from 2 exons. NCBI's taxonomy places the organism in Eukaryota, Viridiplantae, Streptophyta, Magnoliopsida, Caryophyllales, Amaranthaceae. Gene Ontology annotation, molecular function: protein dimerization activity. The record is from RefSeq and is a predicted model, not a curated record.
GUUAUAAGCUUGAUUAUGUUGAGUGGAUGAUAACUGAAAUUUAUGACCCUAUUGUUGCAUCAAAGUUAGUUGAUAAUGUGAAGGUAGCUUUGAAUGCUUUGUAUGAGGAGUAUCGUGUUUCUUCUGGUAAUGAUGUGAAUAGGGAGGAAGUGUCUUCAAGUAAGGAUGGCAAAACUCCAUUGAGUCCCAAACAUAAAAAGAUUGAAGUCUUAAAGAGUAAGUAUAAGAAACACAAGUGUGAGAGAGAUGGAGAUGCAAAAAUAGAGUUAGACAAAUAUUUGGAGGAGGAUACAGCGGAGGAUAUUGAUGAAUUUGACAUUUUGAGCUGGUGGAAGUUCAAUUGUUCAAGGUUUCCUACUGUGGGGAGAAUUGCCCGUGAUGUUCUUGUUGUCCCUGUUUCGACAGUAGCUUCUGAGAGUGCAUUCAGCACUGGGGGCAGGGUUCUAGAUCAGUUUAGGAGCUCAUUAACUCCUCGAGUUGUAGAAGGUCUUGUUUGUGCUCAAAAUUGGUUACGUGCUUCACCAUUUCCAAGUAUUGAAGAAUUUUUAGAGGAAGUUGAGCUUCUUGAAGAGGACUUGAAGAAUAUGGCAGUUGGUGAUGCUGAUAUUGAUGAAGUGCUUGAAAUAAUAGACUGAUGUGGCUC